ACUGCGGAAAGCUACCGUCGCUUGUGCAGGAGAUCGGAGGCGCGGAUGUGGCGUAGCAGAGAACAUGCCGACGUUCAAUCGUGUCGCCUGUUUCUCUCUAUGCCCUCGGUGGAACAUGGUAGCCGAUGAAAACGUCGCCCCCACCGUGGUCGCCCCCUCGCAGCCGUAGCUGCUCGUUGUUGCUGGUCCGACUUCGAGGUGUCCGGACCGGGUGCGCCGGUCGCGUAGCACUCCACGAGCGCAGCAGACGCGAGCUAGGCGAUCGUUCUCCGUGUCGUCUGCUUUCCGGUUUGGAAUCGUGUUUUAAAACAUUGCUCGCGUUAUAAAACUACGCGAUUAUACUGUACCUGGUGGAUACACAACGUUCAAUGGUCAAAGAACCUUGCAGUUCGUUAGAUUUUAGUGUAGGGCGUGUAUUUCGCAGCAGUUCGUUAGAUUUUAGCGCAAAGCGAGAAAUACGAUUCGUCUCAAACUGCGCGUGCAAGGUCGCUUUCCCUCUAAAGGUCGGAUCCAGCAAGGAAAAGAAACGCAAUACCAGCGAUACUCUAUGUAGGUACCAGCAGAGCCUCUGUGUGCCGGUAAAGGCCCCCCUCCGAAUACACGGCCCGGUACGGGUGCCGUCGACGUGCUCGGAUACCGAAACAAGCCAACGAAGCGACCAAGCCAUAUGACCGAGCCAGACCAAGCCACCAAGCCAGUCGUACGUGUAGUGUGUAGUAGCCGAACUGGCCGAACCGCCGAACGCUGGUCCGCUGGUCCGCUGGUCGAACAAAUGCUUCUUUCGCGUCAUAACAAGCUGCGUAAAGGCAUGACUGAACGGGCGUUCGAAAACAACUUCUCCGACUACGACGGCAGCUCGGACGUUUUUCUGCCGGACGGAGAGUUCACGAACAAGUUGGAGCAGGAGAGGCGCGUCCUGGAGCUGGCGGGAGUGCUGGAGAAGGACCUUGUCAAGCGCACCAACCGGAAUGACCUUUCGGUGUACACCGGCACCAAAGGUGUGGAUUAAGGGUUAUCGAGCAUUAGUUCGCAGUUUCUUGUAUUACCAGGAGUGGAUGCAGGUGC
Ixodes scapularis (black-legged tick) is the source of this 1065-nucleotide messenger RNA. RefSeq lists its product as uncharacterized. The record is from RefSeq and is a predicted model, not a curated record. The coding region runs from base 668 to 1009 and encodes 113 amino acids. NCBI's taxonomy places the organism in Eukaryota, Metazoa, Arthropoda, Arachnida, Ixodida, Ixodidae. The transcript has 3 exons.